Messenger RNA from Aspergillus caelatus, 717 nucleotides. RefSeq lists its product as uncharacterized. Bases 480 to 635 code for a protein of 51 amino acids. The record is from RefSeq and is a predicted model, not a curated record. The transcript has a single exon. Lineage: Eukaryota; Fungi; Ascomycota; Eurotiomycetes; Eurotiales; Aspergillaceae.
GUCCUCAUCGAGUCACUCUGGAGUGACAAGAGCUGGAACACAAAACCUCGUUGUGACUAGCUGAUACUUCUCAUUUUAUAUUCUUUUCUCUACUAUCUACCAAUCUAUCAAACACGAUGUCUGCACCAGUGGUUCAGGGCCUCUCCUCCUUGGGCUCUCAGGCCGGACAAUAUGCCAGGCGUCAGGCCAACACAUGGAGAGACAGACUCUUGACUACAGGUAUGUAAUCAAGACUCGAGACGCUCUCUCACAUUUAACUCCCUUGGACAUGAACCUAACCCAGACAAGACAAAUCUCGCCGUAGGGCACAAAUUGUUCAAACCUCGUUCGCAGUCCACCGACCCGUCUGGGUUACGGCUGGUGGCGCUGCAUACACAACUGCAGCGGCAGCACUGCUGACACUACGAUACAUGAAACGACUAAGAUGAAUGAAUUAAUGGAAGGAGGGGUAACGAGAUCCUUGAUGGAUAGUGACAGGGAUGUUUCUGGUAAACAUACACAUACAGCGGGGGACUGGUCCACGACUGCAAUUUCAUUUCCUUUGUGAUUUUUCUUUUUUUCUUUUUCUAUUUUUGAUUUGUGAUAAGUGGGAAAUAUUAACUAUUCUUUAUUGGGGGCGGGUGAUUUGUCUAUAGCCACGCCAGAUGGCAGGGAUGGAGUUACGGAAUUGUUACAUCCAGGAAACUCAAUGAAAUGAUGAUCAAUCUGAACAACCAA